Molecule: messenger RNA, 2864 nt
Organism: Epinephelus fuscoguttatus (brown-marbled grouper)
Lineage: Eukaryota; Metazoa; Chordata; Actinopteri; Perciformes; Serranidae
Gene: abcf1
Product: ATP-binding cassette, sub-family F (GCN20), member 1
Exons: 25
Coding region: 103-2562 (819 amino acids)
Molecular function (GO): ATP hydrolysis activity; ATP binding
Source: RefSeq, a predicted model, not a curated record
CGUAGACGAAGCAGAAUGAAACUUGUUGACCCGGCAGGUACCUUACGUUUUUGGGCCGCAUGACGUGUGUGUCUGAUUAACCUCUCUGGAAAGGAAAAGCACAUGGUUUUAGCCAAGUUGUUGUCUGAAAGUCGAAGUCAAAGUAACAAAAUGCCCAAGAAAACGAAAGAAGGAGCAGAGUGGGUGGACGAUGAAGUCCCGCCGGCAGCUGAAAAAGCUGUGAAAAAGGGGAAGAAAGAUAAAAGGGGGAAAAAAAUUUUCUUUGAGGAACUCGCCACAGAUAGCAAACCUGAGACUGUAGAUGAGAUGGCUGUGAAAGACAUGCAAAGAAAACAGCCUCAGAUAAAGAAGAAAGACCGGCGAAAAGGAAAAGGCGCAGAUGAGGAUGAUGAUGAGGACGUUAUGCUGAAACUGAAAAAGCUUUCAGUGCAAGCUAGUGAUGAGGAAGAUGAGCCAGUCAUCGUCCUCAGUAAAGGAAACAAGCAGAAUAAGGGUGGAAACAUCUUUGCCGCUCUCAGCCAGGGCCAGAGUGAUGAGGAAGAUGAUGUUGAUUUGGAUGAAGAAGAUAAACCAGCAAUAAAGCCACCAGAAAAUAAUGACAAGAGGCCAAAGAAGGGAAAGACGGAGCAACACAAGAAAGGAAAACCUGCUGAGCGAUCAAGGAGCGAGGAUGAAGAUGAGGAGGAGGAGGAUAGUGAUGGAGGUGACAUGAUGAUGAGUGCUGAGGAUAUCAUCGCAGAACAGGCCAAGCAGCAGGAAAAUGAUCCAUUUGCUAAUCUAAGCAAAAAGGAGAAGAAGAAGAAAAAGAAACAGAUGGAGUAUGAGCGUCAGGUGGCCAGUGUUCGUGCUCAGAAUGCCUUGGAGGGAGAUUUCUCCAUUUCCCAGGCUGAGAUGUCUUCCAGACAAGCCAUGUUGGAGAACGCCUCUGAUAUCAAGCUGGAGAGGUUCAGCAUAUCUGCUCACGGCAAGGAGCUUUUCGUCAACGCCGACCUUUUGAUUGUGGCAGGAAGAAGAUAUGGUUUGGUUGGACCAAAUGGCAAAGGAAAGACCACAUUACUGAAACACAUAGCCAACAGAGCUCUCAGUAUUCCCCCCAACAUUGAUGUGCUGCUGUGUGAACAGGAGGUGGUAGCUGAUGACACACCGGCGGUGCAGGCGGUGCUGAAGGCAGACACCCGCCGCCUGAAGCUUCUGGAGGAGGAGAGACAGCUCCAGGCUCGUCUCGAGAAGGGAGAAGACAGUGUGGCUGAGAGGCUGGAGAAGGUUUAUGAAGAGCUAAGGGCAAUCGGAGCUGCAGCAGCAGAGGCCAAGGCCAGAAGGAUCCUGGCUGGCCUGUCAUUUACACCUGAGAUGCAGAACAGGCCCACCAAGAGGUUCUCUGGAGGGUGGAGAAUGAGAGUCUCCCUCGCUAGAGCUCUGUUCAUGGAACCCACUCUACUGAUGCUGGAUGAACCCACCAACCACCUGGACCUUAACGCCGUCAUCUGGCUCAACAACUACCUUCAAGGCUGGAAGAAGACUCUUCUUAUAGUUUCCCAUGACCAGAGUUUCCUUGAUGAUGUGUGUACAGAUAUCAUCCACUUAGACAACCAGAAACUCUAUUAUUACAGAGGGAACUACUUGACCUUCAAGAAGAUGUACGGGCAGAAGCAGAAAGAACUGCAGAAACAGUAUGACAAGCAGGAGAAGAAACUAAAAGACCUGAAGGCUGGUGGCAAGUCCACCAAACAGGCUGAGAAGCAAACUAAGGAAUCCCUGACCAGAAAGCAGCAGAAAGGCAAGAAGAAGGGAGGUCUGGAGGAGGAGGGCCAGGAGGCAACAGAGCUGCUGAAGAGACCUAAAGAGUACACUGUCAAGUUCACCUUCCCCAACCCACCUCCUCUCUCACCACCCAUCCUGGGACUACACAGUGUUGACUUUGGCUAUGAUGGUCAAAAGCCUCUCUUCAAAAACGUGGACUUUGGAAUCGACAUGGACUCCAGGAUUUGUAUAGUUGGACCCAAUGGUGUUGGGAAGAGUACCCUGCUGCUGCUGCUCACUGGGAAAUUAAAUCCUACUAAAGGUGAAAUGAGGAAGAAUCAUCGCUUGAAAGUGGGCUUCUUUAAUCAGCAGUAUGCUGAUCAGUUGAACAUGGAGGAAACUGCCACAGAGUACCUGAUGAGGAACUUUAACCUUCCCUACCAGGACAGCAGGAAGUGCCUGGGACGUUUUGGCCUUGAGAGCCACGCCCACACCAUUCAGAUCUCCAAACUGUCUGGUGGUCAGAAGGCCAGAGUAGUGUUUGCUGAACUGUCCUGUCGUCAGCCUGAUGUACUGAUCCUGGAUGAACCCACGAACAAUUUGGACAUCGAGUCAAUAGAUGCCUUAUCUGAGGCCAUCAAUGAAUAUAAAGGCGCUGUGAUCAUUGUGAGUCACGACGCCCGGCUCAUCACAGAGACUCAGUGCCAGCUGUGGGUGGUGGAAGACUGUACUAUCAACCAGAUUGAUGGAGACUUUGACGAUUACAAGCGGGAGGUGCUGGAGUCCCUGGGAGAGACAGUGGUCAACAAGGUCAACCCUUGAUCACACAGCCACUGUCAGGACACAAUGCUGUGCUACACCGUGUCCCUCCGUCGUAUGCUACACACACUCCAUCUGGGCCCAGUUGGCUUUUCUCUCUAUUAAACAUUGCUAAGUAAAAGGUUGGCUUUGUUGGGGCUAUCUUUUCCCUAUCUUCUGGUCUAGAACACCUGUAACAGCAUGAAGUUGGACAGAUCCUGGAGGGUCUUUCCUACUGUUGAUUUCUAUAAAUAUAGGAGGUAAAAAUGUGUCUGCUCAAGAUCUACAAAAGCUAAACAAUAAAAUUAAACAUUUUUUUCUCCAUG